AUGUCGGACGCGGAGCAGGUCUUGCGCAGCUUGUUGGAUAUUGUCGCCACUGAACACGAUUACAAAGACUAUGAAACUAAACUGCAGUCGUUUUCCACGGGAGGAGCCAACUACACUUCUCAACUGCAUCACAUCACGCUAUCCGCACCAGGGAAGGAUGACCUCAAACUGUUUGCGAAAUCGGCUAUUGUCAGCGAGAAUAUGCGAGCUCAAGCGCCGUUCGAGAUAUACGAAACUGAAAUGUUUUUUUAUUUGAAAUUGCUCAAGCAGUUUCAAGAGAUAGAGAUCCAACACAAUAUUCCGACAGAACAUAAGCUUGCCGCUGCAAAAUUUUACGGUUGCAAUAGGGAAUAUCUGAAAGAAAUUCUAAUACUGGAAGAUUUAUCGUCGCAGGGCUUUGAUACCCACGAUAGACUGAGAAGUUAUGAUUGGAAUUACGCCUCCAAAUCUGUCACAGAACUGUCAAAAUUACAUGCACUCUCUAUCGCCUAUAGCAAAGAAUACCCUGAGAAGUUUGAUACACUGUACACGAAGUUCAAGCUGCGCACAGAUCUGGACAGUCUCAAGAGCUUUAUGCAGGGCAUAAUAGGCAUGGUUAUGGCGGUUAUCAAAGAAGAAAACAAAACUAAAGUAGAAGCGUUCCUUCAGAAUGUACAAAGUGAUGAUUUCAAUAAAUUUCUCAUGCCAUCACGUCGGCCUAUCAUCGCACAUGGAGACUUUAGGCCCAGUAAUUUAAUGCACAGAACAAGAGAGGACGGACAAAUAGAGGUGGUGAUUCUAGAUUACCAGACGCUUCAAAUCUCCAACCCGAUCAUUGAUCUUAUGUACUUCAUCUUCAGCGGAUCUGAUGAAGAGUUUCGUGCUAAACACUAUCGGCAACUCAUUGACCAUUACUACUUGGAACUUUGUAACGCUCUUACCAGGUUGGGUGUCGAUGCUAACGAAUUGUACCCAAAAGAAGAUUUCGAAUACGAAUUGGAAAAGAUUCAGCCAUAUGGUCUGUUGAUCAGCUUUGUGUUGCUACCGAUGGUGACCGUUGAAGCUGAGAAUGCGCCAAAAAUGGACGGCGCUGGUGACAUCAAGGAUUUCGUUAUCAAACCGAACGAACUCGCAGCAACUAGAUUGAAUGGAGUCAUCAAUGACUUUGUAAGGCUAGGUGUAUUAUGA
Messenger RNA from Parnassius apollo (apollo), 1167 nucleotides. Lineage: Eukaryota; Metazoa; Arthropoda; Insecta; Lepidoptera; Papilionidae. The record is from the annotation of a GenBank genome assembly.